This is a messenger RNA of Fusarium subglutinans, 1200 nucleotides long. RefSeq lists its product as uncharacterized. Lineage: Eukaryota; Fungi; Ascomycota; Sordariomycetes; Hypocreales; Nectriaceae. The transcript has 2 exons. The record is from RefSeq and is a predicted model, not a curated record. Bases 1 to 1200 code for a protein of 399 amino acids.
AUGUCUUCUCCCAGCAAAGCCCCCCAGCGCAGCGACAUGAUCCUCGCCAUGAACGACCCCUACCUACAGCAAAUCAUCGACGGCACCAAGACCUACGAGUUCCGAAAGUACAACAUGGCCGGCAUCCAGCGCAUCUGGUUCUACCGCACUGCUCCCCACUCCGCCAUAACUCAUAUCUGCACUGUCGACGAAGCCGUCACGAGAAACUCCGGCGAUGCGCCGCUGCCUGAAGAUGGGUUGGGAAACAAGGAAUACAAUGAUAAGGACGCUGAUUACGAGGGCUAUGACUUUGCGUAUCGGAUUAAUGAGGUUUAUGAGAUUCAGGCGGAGGGGGGUCGGGGCAUUACUUGGGCGAUGAUGAGAAAUGAGCAUGGUAUGAAGAUUGCGCCACGGGGAAGGGUUAGGGUUCCGGGGUCUAUGAUUGAGCAGUAUCCUUUGGAAGAUCAGAAGAAGGUGCUCACUCCGACUCUUACCAUCAACGACGCCCCUUCUCCACGAACCCUGAUCAUCAACGACUCAGACCUCAUCUUCACCAUGUUUUCCUUCUUGACCACCAGGAAGACCGUGGUUCGCAACCGCGAGCUCGGUCCCGGCGGCGUCCAACUCAAGGACUACGGUAUUCCCGGUCGUAUCAACCUUUUCGAGGCCCUUUCCGACAUGGGCAUGGAGGAUGACCGAGCCUCUGAUCACCUCGAUGACAACGAUGUCUGGGUCGACUUGGAUACCCAGAAGGACUCUAUCAAGGCCACCCUUCAGCCCAAGUCUGACGUCCAAGUCAAGUCUGACGUCCAAGUGACUGUCAAGACUACUGAGGAAACCGUCAAUGAACUUCAGGCCUGCAUCAUUGAGGACUACUGGACUGAGGAAGCAAUCCAACGUCGAGCUGCGGCCGCUCUCGUUGAAUCGGUGCGCAACUGGUUAGAGAACAUUGACGAGUCUGAUGCUGCCAGCGAAUCCAACGACUCAUCUGAAGAUGAGCACUCUGUCUCUUCAAAGGAGUCAUCUGGCGCCAAGGCCAACGUCUACCAACUCCCCAAGUUCGAGACCUUCCAGAAAACCAAAUUCAAUGGUCCCGUCUUUGACAAAGAGAAGCGAUUGACUGCUUUCAACGACCGCAUCCUUUCCUCUGCUGUCUUCUGGGGAAAAGUCGGCGACGAAUCUGACGACAACAUGUCCGCUUUUUUCAAGCCUGGCAACUAG